AGAGCAGCUGAACAGGGAAGCUUUGAGAAACUUUAACAGCAACUCCAGUUCCACCAUGUUCAGGGACACAUUUCCUUUCACUGCUUCGACACUCAGGUCGUUGAGGUUACAGAGAGAGUUGCAGGGUCUGGAGGAUGAAAGGAGAGCUUUGUACAGAUUUCCCAGAAACAGGCUAACUACGGCUGUCAGUCAAACCGCAUUCAGGGAAUCGAGAACGGGACCGCAGAUCUCGAACGAUCCUGCUGUCCACGACGCUCUGUGCAAUGGAGAUUUGGACAAGAUCAGAAGCAUCUUCAAAAGCAAGGACUCGGUCAAUGUGAUUAUAGAGACGUCCAGUCAUGAACUAAGCUGGUCUGCAGAGCUAGGUCUUUGGUCACUGAUCUCUAAACAGAAGCAGACAUCUGCACUCCAUAUCACUGCAGCGCGAGGGCACACUGCUUGUGUGAAGCACCUGCUGGGAUAUGGUGCUGAUGUAAAUGCUGCCCCUGGAGGAGCAACUGCCUUGCAUACUGCCUGUGCCAGUGGACAUGCAGAAUGUGCCCAGCUUCUGCUUAGCAUUGGUGCUAAUCCCAAUGCAAUCUCUGAAGAAGGGUAUACUCCUUUGCACCUGUGCACUAGUCCCCAGACCUUCCUGUGUGCUAAACUCCUGCUGGAACAUGGUGCCAGAGUUAAUAUGCAGACCAAAGACAGAGAGAAUACUCCACUUCAUGUGGCUGCAAAACAUGGUUUAGACGAACAUGUGGACCUUUACCUGAGCUACUGUGCCUACAGUCACAAGAAGAACCGAGAAGGAGAAACUGCACUAAAUGCUGCCUGCUCAUAUGUGGAGAAACCUGAGGCUUUUGGCAGAUAUUACAGAGUCUGUGAAAUGCUGAUCAAUUGUGGAGCUGAUGUGAAAACUGCUGGGAAAAAAAAUCACACACCACUCCACAAUGCCUGUGGGAAUGGGCACCCUGGGAUUGUGGAUCUUUUGCUGCUACACAGUGCCUCUGUAAAUGCCAAGAACUGUGCUGGCUACACACCGAUGGACUGCAUUUUACAGGCUGUUGAAGAUCAUUUGGAACAUCAUCCAGAGCAAAUUGUCAUAGCUCUGUUGAACCAUGGCGCAGCUCCAGUUGACCCUAAGAUACUUAAACAAUGUGCAAUGUCUCCCUGGACAAUGGAAGCUCUGUUAAAUACCUAUGAGAGCGUUCCACUUUGUAACUCUUGGAUCGAGGCAGUUCCCCUGGAUGUGUGGCGGAUGGAGGGAUACCAAUCACCAACCAAUGAAUCACAGAGAGAAAUAAAAACAUCAAAUUUUCUACGAAUCCAUUAUACAAAUGACCGACAAACCUCGUUCUCUUCAACAUCUUGCACGUUGUACCUUAAGAAACUAUCUUGGAACAAGAUGCCAUUCAGUCAUACCACAGCUACAGCUUCCAAAUAGUUUUACGGAGUUUUUGCUCUUGAAAUUUGAAAGCUAUAUCAAGUGAAAAAGCUUAGAAUCCUUAGUUACUUUUUUAUAGUUCAUUGAUUGAGUACUCCAGGUUGAAUGCAGCGACUAAAAUGCGUUGCUGUGAUGUACUUUGGAUUAUGUUUCACAAUCUGUAAAAUUUAUUAUGCCUAUUUAUUGACUAUUUAACUAACAUGGGAAAACUAGCGUGUGUUCUGGUAAGAGCCCACAAUAUCUGCCCUCUUUCCCUUGGCAUAUCAUGUAAGAGUGGCAGUUGCUUCCUAAUUAUAGUUUUAAAAAUAUUUAGCCUGCCAAUGUUUCUCCUCUGCUGAAGGCACUGACUGUUACCCUUGCUAGGUUUCUGUAUCAUGUGUGCCAGUCAUCAUCGAGUACCUCACCUAAGUUUUUGAGUCAUUCAUGUGAUGUGGGCAAGGCCAGUAUUUAUUGCCCAUCUCUAAAUGCCUUUGAGAAGAUGUUGGUGAGGGCCUUCAACCACUGCAGAUCAUGUACUGUAGAUGCACCCACAAUGCUGUUAGUGAGGGAGUUCAAGGAUGUUUGAGCCAGUGGUAAUGAAGGAACAGCAAUGUAUUCUUAAGUCAAGGUAAUAUAUAACUUGGAGGGGAACUUUUAGAUGGUGGUGUUCCCGAGCACCUGGCUAGACUUUUUCAUAACAGUUUGAUACAACGGAAUGGCUUUCUAGGCCAGUUAAGAGUCACCUGCGUUGCUGUGGGUCUGAAGUCGUAUGUAAGCCAGACUGGGUGAGGAUGCUAGAUUUCCUUCUGUAAAGGACUUAGUGAACUGGAUGGGUUUUAAUGACAAUUUAAUAGUUCCAUGGCCACCAUUGCUGAUACUAUCUUUAUUAUUCCAGAUUUAUUUAAUUAGAUUUAAAUUCCCCAGCUGCCACGUUGAGAUUUGAACUCGUGUCUCCAGAUCAUUAGUCCAGUAACAAAACCACUAUGUUACCAUUUCCUUUAGUAUCCACAUGACAUUUAUUCAUGUGUGAACUUUGGCAGUGAGCUAAACCUAAUUCUGUCCUUCCCCAACUUUUAGACAUGCACAAAUGAAUUUUUUAUAGUGAUAGACAUCAGAACCCUGGCUUAUUAGUUUUCCUUCCUUUCUGCAACUCAUGAUGCUGAAGGCAUUGUAACAGAUUGUUGUCCUGCUGAGAUUGAAUAACCCGGCACAAGAUAGGAAUCAGACUUGACAUAUAGGUCUCUUCUAUUGGUCUCUUGCUACAAUGGUCUCAGAUGUGUCUAACACUCUCUAAUUGACUAGUUUGUGUUGAUGUGAGAGGUCUCACUGACCAUUUUGAAAAGUGGUGCAUCAUCUACAACCUAUAUUCCCAGGAGAAAUUCAUUCACCAAUAUCUAGAAUAUUCAGUUACGGAUGUGAAAGACAUUGACUAAACUGAUUUGAUUGUGAUGCAGUAGGCCAGAGAACAAAAAAAUCUCUAUUUGAUGACCAGUGCAAAUUACAUUGGAAAUUGUAUACAAUUUUCCUUGUUCAAAUAAUUUUAUUUGUAUUUGUUCAUAGAGAUUAUGACAAAUUUGGAAUUUUAGCUCUGUGAUUAGGAACUUCAUGGGUAUGGGUGAUGGUUUCACAAUCCAACCCCCUACCUUGCAUGCUCAAUUCACAUUUUGUUAGAAUGAAAACUUGCAGACAGGGGCAGCCCACACAACCGUACAUUAAUUAGGCAUACUAGGUCCUACACUGAAUUUCCAUGUGCUAAGAUGAGGAUCCACUCCCAACUUGCUGUUUGCCCAUAUAAAAUUGGCACAAGACAGGAAAUGGUCUGGCCUACUUUCCUACAUUUCUGGAGGCUAGUUUGCUGUUCUGAAGAAAGUUCCUGGACCUGAAAUGUUAUCUCUGUUUCUCUUUCCACAGAUGCUGCCAGACCUGCUAUGUAUUUCUGGCAUUUUCUGUUUUUAUUUAUAGCUAGUUAGCUUUUUUUUGAUUCCAUAUGGAAGACAUUUUUUUUGUCAGUGAUUUUGUUUUUUGUUUAAGAUUUCCUUAUGCCAAGACUCUUUUUUUAUAAAGGUUAUAGCAACUACUCAGCUAAGGGACAAUUGGAACCCUUUUGGGCUUUCCCAUAGCGUGGCAUGACUUCAGUGAGAAGUACCAACUCAUGAGGGCACAACGUCUUUGGGUGCAAAACAAAUUAGGGUGGGGGAUGUUUGCAUUUCUGGGAGAACAUGAGCCCUUUCAGAAAUGCUAGCUCGCCCUGUUUUCCAAUGUGCAGCCAUGCAGUCUGGUCCACUUGUUUAAUGUGUGCAGGGAGUCUAGUUUGACAAAGGGAAACACCUGCCUUGGGAAAUUUUAAUGAGAUUAGCUCUUCCCACAGUUGGAUAUAGAAACAUUUGGUUUGUUGCUCAAGAAACCUUGCAGCAAUGGUUCUGCGAAUGUUUUUCUAAUCUCCUGAUGCCUUCACGUAUUACAGUCUAACUUGUUCCCAGUUAAACAUUUUUUCAAUGGGGAAUUGCUAUCUGCGUAAAGUGCUUCACUAAAUGGCUUAUAACUGAAUAGCUAGGUUAGAAUAUUUUCAAUAAAAUAGAAUAAGCGUCCGAUGCUUCUGUGUGUUUUAUGGAAGUAUUUCCUUUAUGGAGAAGCACAAAGAUUAGAAAGCUAAUCUAAAUAACAAAUGCAAUUAGGGAUUCAUAUAAAGCAUAAAAUCAAAAACUGUCAUAAUUAAGGAUUCCAGGAAACUCUGCCAUCCAGCAAUGUAAUAUUGUAUUUUAGAACUGGAGCAUAAUAUGGAAUAAAAACAGAAAAUGCUGGAAAUACACAGGUCAGUCAUUAUCUGUAAAUAGAAAAGGCAGGUUAAUGUCUCCAUUUUAAGAUCCUUUUAGAGUUGUAAUGUAUGUAUGUAAAUCAUUUUAUCCACUUCAGUGGUUUGUCAUUGUAGUAAUUAUGAUUUUAUUUGGUGUGUAAUGUAUCUUUAAGAAUAAUACUUGAUAAGGAAGAUCACACGAUCUGUAGUAACCAACAGGAGAGUAGCACAGGCUACCUCAUGAGUCAGUGUA
Carcharodon carcharias (great white shark) is the source of this 4452-nucleotide messenger RNA. RefSeq names its product ankyrin repeat and SOCS box containing 16 (gene asb16). Gene Ontology annotation, biological process: regulation of cardiac muscle contraction; protein localization to T-tubule; intracellular signal transduction. Bases 56 to 1426 code for a protein of 456 amino acids. The transcript is spliced from 6 exons. Gene Ontology annotation, molecular function: protein binding. Gene Ontology annotation, cellular component: T-tubule. The record is from RefSeq and is a predicted model, not a curated record. Lineage: Eukaryota; Metazoa; Chordata; Chondrichthyes; Lamniformes; Lamnidae.